Aspergillus nomiae NRRL 13137 is the source of this 1320-nucleotide messenger RNA. RefSeq names its product proline-rich nuclear receptor coactivator motif-containing protein. Bases 1 to 1320 code for a protein of 439 amino acids. Lineage: Eukaryota; Fungi; Ascomycota; Eurotiomycetes; Eurotiales; Aspergillaceae. The record is from RefSeq and is a predicted model, not a curated record. The transcript has a single exon.
AUGUCGAAUCUGUCGCCAACUCCAACACCAAAAGGCCCUCGGAACAACCGGCGUAACCCAAAACGAAAUGCGACACCGACUACACAAAGGGCUACUCUGCUAACGACUCCUCCCUCGUCGCCUCCGAGGAAUAUGAGCCCAGGAGGAACAGCUACUGAUUCCUCUGCCAAUCUAUCUAAGAAGAAAGGUGCCCGAUCUAACAAGAAGCCACGAGAUCUAUCUAAGGUUUCGCCGGCGCAAAGGACCGGCCACCGCCGCACAUCUUCAUAUUCUAACAAUAUCACCACGCCUCAGCUAAAAGAUAGCCCUCACUAUGCCGGCCCGACGUUCCAUGCCUCCCCAGCUCCCUCUUCCCUUCCAAUCCCAAGCUUUUUCUCGAAGUCAAUACCGGAUCCCGAUCUUGCCCCGGCAAUAGAAGCAGAUGGCGAUAAAUACGAAGUUGGGCCGGAAUAUGAGGCCACGCCCUCAAAGCUGAGGCCACGCCCACAGUUCCAAACUGAAGAACCGCAGCCAACACCCUUGGAUUUCCUUUUUAAAGCUGCAGUUGAAGCUAGGAACUCUCAGCCCCAGUGUAGUCCCGAGGCAAGCAUCAGGAUUCGCUCCCCACACACGGACUCCAAGUCCCUGCCGCAACGCAAGCCCAAUUGCUCUACAGAAGGGUCAUUGCCAUUGGAGGUAGACUAUCCGGCGCCUCAUAAGUCGCAGAUAGGACCCUCAUUUGCUGCAUCCUACAAAGAUCGCAUGAAUGCAUUGCGAUCUGCCAGUCCUCCCUCUCACUCUGUGGUAGAACUUGAUGAGGAGCAGCGAAGAGCCAAAACCGAGGCCUUGAAGGAUUUGUUACUCAACCCACGUCCCCAGAGGCCCUCGUAUGUGUCAAAAUCAUCCUCUAGUCAAACCAACGGUGUCAACGAGCAGCCUACCCCCAUUGGCAAUGUGCCUCAUGUUGCGACUGCACUCAGGACAGCCUCUGGCCCGUCAGCAGCUCUUUAUAGCAACGUGAUGCCCGGGCAGAAUCAAUCAACGGACGGGAACGGAUGGCAAUCGUCAUUUUCCAAUUCAUACACUAUCAACUCUCAGCCCUCACAGGGUCAAACCUCGACCUCCAAGAAAGGAGCUCUUUCAUCAAUCCCAGGGAACAUGGGAAACGUCUCAGGAGUAACAUCUUCUUCUCCAGUGUACGCUCAGACUAAAUUCGCCAUCAAUCCUAUUCAGAGUCCAAAUUAUCCGCCAGUUUACCAGUCACCUACGUCGCGAGUCUCAAACACGUCCACCAAACCUCUGGACACGAAAAAAUGGAAGACGAUCUGCGGAGAAUUCUGA